Messenger RNA from Drosophila serrata, 1732 nucleotides. RefSeq names its product Fidgetin (gene Fign). Lineage: Eukaryota; Metazoa; Arthropoda; Insecta; Diptera; Drosophilidae. Gene Ontology annotation, molecular function: ATP hydrolysis activity; microtubule severing ATPase activity; ATP binding. The record is from RefSeq and is a predicted model, not a curated record.
ACGUUUGUUGAAAAAUUAAUUGCACAUUAUUAGUGUUUAUUACGACGUUUUUGUAACAAAAAACCAUGACCCACCAGCAGCAGUGGAGCCGGCAAUACGCAGUUAACGAAUCGGUUUGGCAGUCGAGGGAAGCCCCAAAUGCCAGGAGACAAUGCGCUUGGCGCAAACAAAAGCUGUUGCUCGCCCAGCAAACCAGAGAUUCCAGUGACGCCACCCGUCACGAUGUGUUAAGAGAACACCAACAUAAAAUGCACCAGGACGGCAGCACCGAACACAUAACUUUGGAGCGCCUGGAGCGAUGCCAGCAAACAAUAGGACGCAGUCGAAGAAUGCCUUCCGGAAGCCUUACGAUGGAGCUGAAUUCCCCAAAGCCCACGGCAUUCGAGCCAGCCUGCAGAGGUUUUUACGAAACCUGCCAACAGGCCGAACUAAAAACAAGGGACUUAACAAAGUCUCUAGUAAAUUGCUCAAAUGCAAAUUUGGAACCACAUACGAAAAAAGCAGCAGCACAGGCACCUAAUAGGAUUGGUUCUGCUGAAUACAGAACACAGGAUGAGCAGGAUGAAUCUAAGUUACAACCCAGUUUCCUUGGUUUUCGCACAGCAAGGGAACAGUACAUUCUGAACGAAUUAAAGAAAAAGAAUGAACCGGGGGCGAUUCGCAGAACAACAUCAGCAGAUGCACCAUCCGAGAUGAUGAACUUUAGGAAAAAGACGCUGGGUGGCAAGCGAACCGUCAGCUCCAACUUUGUGUCGCCCGUAGGACAAACUCAAACAACGAAUAAGGCAACCAGCUCCAACAUCCCUCCAACCCUAGCCCAUCUUGAUCCCAAGAUGGUUGAGCAAAUUCUUGGCGAAAGCAUGCACAAUUUCAAACCCGUCGGAUGGGACGACAUUGCUGGUCUAGAAUCUGCAAAAUCGACAUUCCUGGAAGCCAUAAUAAUGCCACUGCGACGUCCGGACCUAUUCACUGGCGUGCGCUGUCCACCUCGUGGAGUUCUCCUAUUCGGUCCACCAGGCACCGGGAAAACCCUAAUCGCCAAGAGUAGCUCCCAGGCUAAGGCCAAGUUCUUUAGCAUUAAUCCGUCUAGCCUGACCUCCAAGUGGGUGGGCGAGGCCGAGAAGCUGGUGAAGACCUUAUUCGCCGUGGCUGCAGCCCAUCAGCCAGCUAUUAUCUUCAUUGACGAAGUGGAUUCUCUGCUGUCAAAGAGGUCGGGCAAUGAAAACGAAAGCACGCUACGGUUGAAAAACGAAUUCCUCAUUCAUCUGGAUGGAGCUGCCAGUAAUGAGGAGACUCGAAUUCUGGUAAUUGGAGCCACAAAUCGACCCCAAGAGCUAGACGAGGCUGUGCGUCGACGAUUCGUACGCCGGCUUUACGUUCCAUUGCCCACAAAGGAUGCAAGACAGCAAAUCAUUAAGAAGAUUAUCAGGCAGGUGAAACACAGUCUUGAUCAAACAGAGGUUGAGCAGCUGGCAGAGCUCACCGAUGGUUAUUCCGGUGCGGAUGUGGACACACUCUGUCGCUACGCAUCGAUGGCACCUCUUCGGUCGCUAAGUGCCGAUGAAAUUGAAAUCAUUGAACCAGAUCAGCUACCCGCCGUUACAAUGGAGGAUUUUAACAAGGCUCUGCGAGUCAUAUCGAAAAGUGUCUCGGCAGAGGACUGUCAACAGUUUGUUGCCUGGAAUGAAAUUUACGGUGUACGACAUUAAAAUGACUUGCCAUAUUUUCCUCU